UCCAAUAUUUGAGAGUAUUUGACACUACCCACUGUUUGAAUCGUGCAGCUCACUUUGACGUCUCCAUUCACUACCCUUUCUCUCUCUUGGCAAGAUUCUCCCUAAUUUACUCUGCUUCCACCAACCCUACGGUGCCCUUCUCUUUCAAUCGGUCAGAAAUGUCACUCUAAAAUAGUUUUUGGGAGCCUCCUGCAUGAUUAUCCUAACUCGAUGGAAGCCUUGAAGCUGUCUUGAGAUUGUUUUUCUAUUCGGCCGUCGCCCGUUCCAUCUUCUUCUCGAACUCGUCCUAGGGUUGUAUCUUGCAGUCUGAAAGCUGGGUGAAGUUAAUGUAUUUACUGAAUGGAUGCCUAUAACGUUAAUGCAUUAGACAAAAAUCAUUUUGUUCUACUCAACAAUCUUGAUCGAACCAAGAUAACCUGGCAUAUACUCAUCAAAGUAGAUCAGAUGUAUGCUUGUGUUGGCCAAGAAGUCUAUGAGCUCGAUCUUGGUUAUCCGAAUCGAGACAUGAUGAAUUGUCUUUUAAAAGGAGAUUCUGCUGUGGAUGCUUGGACAACAUAUCAGUCAUAUAAGUAUGCUGUUAUUUUUAAACUGCCUGGCAGAGAUUUCCUUCAGGAGUUCAAAAAUGUUGCCAAAGUCCGCUGGUACACCAACCCUGGACAUGCUGACCUUGCUGGCAGCAGCUUAUAA
This is a messenger RNA of Prosopis cineraria, 687 nucleotides long. RefSeq lists its product as uncharacterized. NCBI's taxonomy places the organism in Eukaryota, Viridiplantae, Streptophyta, Magnoliopsida, Fabales, Fabaceae. The record is from RefSeq and is a predicted model, not a curated record. The coding region runs from base 340 to 687 and encodes 115 amino acids. The transcript is spliced from 4 exons.